GAAAUAAAAAAUUAUGUUUAUGUAUAUGCCCUAGAGUGCUCUCACUGUUUAGCAUAUUGAUGCUUGGCUACACCAUCGCUUGUCCAAUCCUAAAUGGGAAAAAGAAGCCUAAAAGGCAACUCUAGGCAACAUGGCUUUUACAUCUAGACCCUCGAAGAGGUGAAAUAACUGUGUUACCCCAACAAAAAUAUUAUCCUUCAACUAUUAAUGCUUCCUUAUAUCCUCUCAUUGGUCCGGGCUACUACAGAGCCUUGGAAACACUUUCCCAUCUUAGAUUUCCCUAAAACUUGUUCAACUGCCUUUGCCAUUUAGUAAUUCAACAACCACGAGUGAAUGAAAAGAAAAAAGGAAAAAAAGAAAAAAAAAAUCCACGUGUAACAUGCGCAGCAGCCCAUUUAAAAUAAAAUUAAAGAACCCUAGCCUUACCCAAUUUUCAUCCGUCUCUCUUAACCUUCUGGUAGUUGCGGCAAGAUCAUGUCUCAGUAAUUUCAGCUUCAGCCUCUAAAUUUUAACCAGUUCACCCAUCCUUAACCAUGACUUCGAUCCCCUCCUUUUGAUUUUUUUACCUUACCGCUUGUCUGACCUCUGCAACUAAUCUCCGGCGAUCGGAAAUGACAGACACAAGCUUCCCCGACCCUGUCACACCAUUUCCCGAUGCCGGAGAACUACUUUACGGUCAUCGGACUGCCCUCUACUCUUUCCCUGAAAUGGAAUUACCAUCUCAGUCGCCGCUUCAGAAGCUCCGUCCGAUCAGAGGAGGCAACAGGAGAGAUUCUUCAAUGGAAUAUACGGAUUUUCCAUCUGGAAGCCUUACUCACUGUAACGGGACGGCCGUUGCGACCUUGUCUGAGAUAGAGUUUCAGCCUCAGCUACCACCACAGAAACUCAAUUUAGUUACGGGGAGCGAUGCUUAUCCGCUAGGGGGUUGCGAUUUAUUGAUGAGUACAGAUGAAGUAGAGUUGCAGGAACAAGAGGGUGACGCUGGAAAGAGAUGGCCGGAGGCGGAGAUACUAGCGUUGAUGGAAAUCCGGUCCGAGAUGGAUUCUGAGUUUAGGGAUGAAAACCCCAAGGAGCCUCUAUGGGAAAUUGUAUCCAGGAAGCUUGGGAGACUGGGAUACCACAGAGAUUCUGAGAAAUGCAAAGAGAAAUUUGAAAGCAUUUACAAGUAUUACAAGAGAACCAAAGAAAGACAAGUGGGCAGUCAAGCUAGUAAUGCUUGCAAGUACUUAAAUGAACUUGGAGCUCUGCAUUAUCCAGACAACAACAACAACAACAACCCAAUAGCUGAAACUGCAUUACUGGAUAAGACUAGAAACCAAGGUUUGUACCCUGUCGAGGUCCCAUCCCAAAUGGUCAGACUUGGAACCGACUCAAUUGAUUUUUCCGCUGAUUUCAGCUCUUGUUCUUCUUCUGACGAUUCAACAUCAGACGACAUCUCAGAACCAAAAAAUCGGAAAAGGAAAAGAAAAACAAGGAAGAAGUUACAGCAUUUCUUAGAAAGUCAAUUGAAAAAAGUGCUUAAGAAGCAAGAGCAGAUGCACAAGCAGUUGAUAGAGAUAAUGGAGAAGAGGGAGAAAGAUUGGAUCGUCAGAGAAGAAGCAUGGAGGCAGCAGGAGAUGGAGAGGAUGAAAAGGGAUAAGGAAAUGAGGGCGCAAGAGACUUCUCGCAACAUUGCCCUGAUUUCCUUUAUACAAAAGAUCUUGGGUAAGGAAUCCUACAUCCCUCAAUCCCCAGAAACCUUGUACCUGGAAGAAGAAAAUCAGAACGAAGAAUGUGACAAGAAAGAUAACAAGUUUGAUCCAAACGGCAGGCGAUGGCCAAAAUCUGAGGUACAGGCACUAAUCACCCUCAGAGCCUCAAUGGACUUUAAGUUUCGGAGUACUGGCCCAAAAGCUUCUGCAUGGGAAGAGGUAUCUCUCGCAAUGGCAUCUAUGGGUUACGGUCGAAGUGCAACAAAGUGUAAAGAGAAGUGGGAAAAUAUUAACAAGUACUUCAAGAGAACAAUGGAGAGCGGCAAGAAACGACCAGAAAAUGCGAGGACUUGCCCAUACUUUUAUGAAUUGGAUACCUUGUACAAAAAUGGACUCAUUAAUCCAGGAAAUGCCCCUGCAAUUAUAAAAAAUGAAAACGGGGACAGCAAGGAGGGGAAACAGUGAAUACUUCGACACCCUGUUCUAAUUCUUUCUCUACAUCAGAGACCGUGAAGAAUCUAGUGGAUGUUCGAUUUCAUAUGCACCAACAUGACUUGUCUUAGUGGUAUCGAUUGAUCAGUUAUCCACAAGAAUGAAUUGUUUCUGUUCUCUUACUUAUACCUUGGAUGGUUUAAUAGGAACUUGAAGUUCAAUUCGAUAAUCCAGCCUGACUUGUCUAAUGGUAACCAUUGAUCAAUUCUAUGAUUUUUCUGUGGAUCUCAUUACCCUUUUCAGUCAACAUUUGAUCAUGAUAUCUUCAGCACCAUGAGAGAAUUACUUCUCCUGUUAUUUGUCUACUUCAGUUGGAACAAAAUUAACAAAUAUUUGUUGUGGUGCCAGAAAGGUUCGAACCACCAAAGCAAACAGGUUGUUAUGUUUUUGUUUUUUUCACAAACACAUAAGAUUAUGACUUGUAUGUAGAGCAAAUAUAAGAAUCGAAUCAAGAAAUUUACUGUUGUGCUGCUGCUGCUA
Molecule: messenger RNA, 2663 nt
Organism: Macadamia integrifolia
Lineage: Eukaryota; Viridiplantae; Streptophyta; Magnoliopsida; Proteales; Proteaceae
Product: trihelix transcription factor GT-2-like
Exons: 2
Coding region: 612-2156 (514 amino acids)
Source: RefSeq, a predicted model, not a curated record